AUGUCGCGACGCCGUCAGCCUCGUGCGCACAAAGCAUCUGGUACAAUGCAGUGGGUAACAGCUGCUGCGUUACCACUAAGUCUGGGUGUCAUUGCUUCUGUCGGCAUGCGACGUGAGCGGCUGAUCUGCUCUGCAGAAUACUCUACAGCGUCUGAUGUGAUACACGAGCUUCUCGCAGUGUUUUUGAACGAGUCGGUCUGGAAACACCGAGCUCAAGAGACGUGGCUUCGGCAAGCAGCCGAUUAUAAGGCUGUGGAUCCAUUCACACGACUGUUGUCGACGACGGCGGCUUAG
Molecule: messenger RNA, 294 nt
Organism: Peronospora farinosa
Lineage: Eukaryota; Oomycota; Peronosporomycetes; Peronosporales; Peronosporaceae
Source: the annotation of a GenBank genome assembly